This is a messenger RNA of Microtus oregoni (creeping vole), 2162 nucleotides long. It is a transcript of the gene Dnajc1, whose product is annotated as DnaJ heat shock protein family (Hsp40) member C1. The record is from RefSeq and is a predicted model, not a curated record. Lineage: Eukaryota; Metazoa; Chordata; Mammalia; Rodentia; Cricetidae. The coding region runs from base 299 to 2029 and encodes 576 amino acids. Gene Ontology annotation, cellular component: endomembrane system. The transcript is spliced from 13 exons.
GCCUCUCCCACACGGCAGCCUGGGUCCCGGCGCUUGCUCGCCAGCUGUUCCUAGGCCCGGGCCGAGGAGCUGGGAAGGGAGCCGGGGGUGCGACCGGUCACCGCUCGCGCAGGCCCGGCCUGUCGUCCUCUCCGCGUCUACUGCUGCUCCCGUCGGGCGGGCAGCCUGGCUAGCAGCUUCCGGGCGGCUGCCCGCGCUCUGACUGACAGGCGCCGUCCCUGCCGCCCGCGCCCCCCGCCACGUCCCCGUUCUCGGCCGGCGCACGGCGUGGCUGCCCCCGACCUCAGAGCCGUGCGCGAUGUGGGUUCCAGACUUCGGCCCCGCGCCGCUUCCCAAGAGUCAGCGCACCGGGCCGCUGUCGUCCGUUUCGCCGCUGUGGCCGCUGCUGCUCUUGCUGCUGGCGGCCGUGGGGCCGGUGCGCGCCUGGGAGAGCGGAGACCUGGAGUUGUUCGACUUGGUGGAGGAGGUGCAGCUCAACUUCUACGAGUUCCUCGGGGUGCAGCAGGAUGCUUCAUCUGCAGACAUCAGAAAAGCAUAUCGUAAGCUUUCACUAACCUUACAUCCAGACAAGAAUAAAGAUGAAAAUGCAGAAACUCAGUUUAGACAAUUGGUGGCCAUUUAUGAAGUUUUAAAGGAUGAUGAAAGAAGGCAGAGGUACGAUGAUAUUCUGAUCAAUGGACUUCCAGAUUGGCGACAGCCAGUAUUCUACUACAGACGAGUAAGAAAAAUGAGCAAUGCUGAGCUGGCAUUACUCUUGUUCAUUAUUCUCACAGUGGGGCAUUAUGCUGUGGUUUGGUCAAUCUACCUGGAGAAACAACUGGAUGAGCUGCUUGGUAGAAAGAAGAGAGAAAAGAAGAAGAAGACAGGAAGCAAGAGUAUGGAUGCAGCGAAACUUGGUGCUUCUGAAAAGAAUGAAAGAUUGCUAGUAAAACCACAAUGGCAUGAUUUGCUUCCAUGCAAACUGGGAAUUUGGUUUUGCCUUACACUAAAAGCAUUGCCUCAUCUAAUUCAGGAUGCUGGGCAGUUUUAUGCAAAAUACAAGGAGACAAAAUUGAAGGAAAAAGAAGAUGCAUUGGCUAGAAUUCACAUUGAAACACUUCAAAAACAGAAGAAAGUUAAAGUUAAAAAACUGAAACCAGAAUUUCCUGUAUAUAUGCCUUUAGAAAAUGCAUAUAUUCAGUCUUACGAUCAUGGGACUUCUAUUGAAGAAAUAGAGGAGCAAAUGGAUGAUUGGCUGGAAAACAGGAGCAGAACACAGAAAAAGCAGGCACCUGAAUGGACAGAAGAGGACCUAAACCAGCUGACAAGAAGUAUGGUUAAGUUCCCAGGAGGGACCCCAGGUCGAUGGGAAAAGAUUGCCCAUGAAUUGGGUCGAUCUGUGACAGAUCUCUUGGAGAACCAUAGGAAUUCCUUUUCUUCUAAGAGCUCUGCUGGAAUAUGGAUUUCAUCUUCUCAUUUUAAGGUGACAACCAAAGCCAAGGAACUGAAGGACUCAAUCACCUGCUCCCCGGGAAUGGUCAGGCUCUCUGAACUGAAGUCGAACGUGCAGAAUUCCAGGCCCAUCAAGGUAGCCACAGCCUUGCCAGAUGAUAUCAUCACCCAGCGGGAGGACUCGGCAGGGGCCAUGGAGGAUGAGGGACCAGAGACUGCAGAGGGUGAGCAGGAGACUGUGGCUACAGAAGUCCGGCCUCGGAGGCGGAAGUCAGCCAAAAUGGCUGAGGUAGUAACCAGAGUGGAGCCAGAGGAGAAGAUGAGAGGAAAGAGGCAAAAAGACUUUGAUAUAUCAGAACAAAACGAAUCCAGUGACGAAGAGAACCAGAGAAGAGAAAGAACCCGUGCUGCAGAGGAGACAUGGACUCAGAGUCAGCAGAAACUUCUGGAACUGGCCUUACAGCAAUACCCAAAAGGAGCCUCUGACCGCUGGGACAAAAUAGCCAAAUGUGUGCCAUCUAAGAGUAAGGAAGACUGUAUUGCUAGAUACAAGCUGCUGGUUGAACUGGUCCAAAAGAAAAAACAAGCUAAAAGCUGAAGCUUCUGGAAGAUGAUUUUUCACCGUCAUUUUCCAAAUGAGUACUUCAGAAAUCUCAUGCAGAAAUUUGCGUUUUGUACCUCAGUAUUUCUAAACGUCAUGUGCCUUAGUUUAAAAAAAAAAAUCAAUCAGU